This is a messenger RNA of Lottia gigantea (owl limpet), 735 nucleotides long. RefSeq lists its product as hypothetical. The transcript is spliced from 8 exons. NCBI's taxonomy places the organism in Eukaryota, Metazoa, Mollusca, Gastropoda, Lottiidae. The annotation marks the transcript as partial. The record is from RefSeq and is a predicted model, not a curated record. Gene Ontology annotation, molecular function: protein tyrosine phosphatase activity. Gene Ontology annotation, biological process: protein dephosphorylation.
AACAAAUCCAAGAACAGAUUUCUAUCCAUCUAUCCUUACGAUCAUUCCCGAGUUAAGUUGCCAACAGACGAGGAAGAUGUUUCGGACUAUAUUAACGCUAACUACAUCGAUGGUUACGACGAGAAAAACAAGUAUAUAGCUACUCAAGGUCCCAUGCCUACCACUAUCGACGAUUUCUGGCGAAUGGUUUGGAGUGAAAACUGUGGAAAGAUCGUGAUGCUGACAAAUGUCCUAGAAAAUGCGAAGAUCAAAUGUCAUCAGUACUGGCCUAACGAACCAGAAAACGUGUUGACAUCAAGACAUCUAGAAAUCCGAGUUGAGAAAUCACUACAUAGAUCUAACUAUGUUCUUAGAGAAUUCAAGCUGAAGCAAACCAAGACUAACGAAGAGAGAACAGUGUUACAUUUCCAUUACGUGACCUGGCCUGAUCAUGGUGUACCAUCAGCACCUUGUUUAAUCGCCUUCUGGAAAGCUGUCAACCGUACCCCAGUGUCUCUAAACGGUCCUAUGAUUGUACACUGCAGUGCUGGUGUUGGAAGAACUGGAACUUUCCUUGGGCUGGAUGUAUUGGUAUCAGAAGCUACCGACAGAGAAAAAGUGGACAUAUUUAAAUGUGUUUCUAACUUAAGAAGGAACAGAGUCAAUAUGAUCCAAACUAGGAAGGAGUACAGUUUUUGUUAUGAAAUGGUCAAAGAACAUUUGGAUAUAGAGUUCAUCAAAAAAAAUCUCAGUUAA